GCACUUCUUGCCAUCAACGUUAACGGCACCACCGGACUCUUCUUCACGCCUGCCCAAUGCGGCCAGUGGCAGAUCGUCCAAGGCGUCCUCCUCCAGCUGAUCGUCACCACCGUCGAUUUCAUUCUUAUCACACGCAAUGCCCACACUGUGUCUCUCGGCGCGCUCUUCUUGGCCGAGCUCGUAUCGCUCUGCUACAUCCUCGCAGUAGUGACCCCACGGCUAACAUACAACGACGCAUGCUAUGUCACCUCCAGCCCGCCCAUCUUCCAGUACUUUUGGUACGCUCCGUCGUUCGCCCCUCGCUCUGAUGCCUGCCGCAGGGUCAUCUCGCUCGCGUUCGAGACCGUCCUCUUCGUGCUCACCAUCGGAACGUUCAUCGACGCCGUCCGCCAAGGCUGGGGCAAAGGCCCCGCCAUGCAGCAGUUCGUCGCCGACGGGACGUGGGCGUACACCCUCAACUUCAUCGUCAUGCUCAUCAACAUGAUGCUCUACAAGAUCGCCCGCUCCACACUCACGGGCAUAUGCUACACGUGCGCUCCCUCCUCUCUGACGCGCGACCACCGUCGAUCUCACCCCGCGUCCCCAGAUGUCGUCCUCUCCUUCGCUGGAUCGCGCCUCCUCCUCAACCCCCGCCGCGCGUCGACGAUCCACUCUCCUCCGGCGACAUCACCCGCAGCCACCUCGACAUCGGCCCUCGCGCCUCUCGCGCCUGUCCGCGCC
Messenger RNA from Epithele typhae, 720 nucleotides. RefSeq lists its product as uncharacterized. The transcript has 4 exons. The record is from RefSeq and is a predicted model, not a curated record. NCBI's taxonomy places the organism in Eukaryota, Fungi, Basidiomycota, Agaricomycetes, Polyporales, Epitheliaceae. The annotation marks the transcript as partial.